This is a messenger RNA of Mesoplodon densirostris (Blainville's beaked whale), 5862 nucleotides long. It is a transcript of the gene DIPK1A, whose product is annotated as divergent protein kinase domain 1A. The record is from RefSeq and is a predicted model, not a curated record. The coding region runs from base 73 to 1359 and encodes 428 amino acids. The transcript has 5 exons. Lineage: Eukaryota; Metazoa; Chordata; Mammalia; Artiodactyla; Ziphiidae.
AGGCGGGGAGCCGGGUCGCCAGCGCUCGGGUCCGCCUCUGACUGCGGCGCGGCGGGGCGAUGUGUGAUUACCAUGGCGAGGAGUCUCUGUCCGGGGGCCUGGCUAAGGAAACCCUGUUACCUCCAGGCUCGCUUCUCAUAUGUGCGAAUGAAAUAUCUUUUCUUUUCCUGGUUGGUGGUUUUUGUUGGAAGCUGGAUUAUAUAUGUGCAAUACUCUACCUAUACAGAACUAUGCAGAGGAAAGGACUGUAAGAAAAUAAUAUGUGACAAGUACAAGACUGGAGUUAUUGAUGGGCCCGCAUGUAAUAGCCUUUGUGUUACAGAAACACUUUACUUUGGAAAAUGCUUAUCGACCAAGCCCAACAAUCAGAUGUAUUUAGGGAUUUGGGAUAAUCUACCAGGUGUUGUGAAAUGUCAAAUGGAACAAGCACUUCAUCUUGAUUUUGGAACUGAAUUGGAACCAAGAAAAGAAAUAGUGCUAUUUGAUAAGCCAACUAGGGGAACUACUGUACAGAAAUUCAAAGAAAUGGUCUACAGUCUCUUUAAAGCAAAGUUGGGUGACCAAGGCAACCUCUCUGAACUGGUUAAUCUCAUCUUGACAGUGGCUGAUGGAGACAAAGAUGGCCAGGUUUCCUUGGGAGAAGCAAAGUCAGCAUGGGCACUUCUUCAAUUAAAUGAAUUUCUUCUCAUGGUAAUACUUCAAGAUAAAGAACAUACCCCCAAAUUAAUGGGAUUCUGUGGUGAUCUCUAUGUGAUGGAAAGUGUUGAAUAUACCUCUCUUUAUGGAAUAAGCCUUCCAUGGGUCAUUGAACUUUUUAUUCCAUCUGGGUUCAGAAGAAGCAUGGAUCAGUUGUUCACACCAUCAUGGCCUAGAAAGGCUAAAAUAGCCAUAGGACUUCUAGAAUUUGUGGAAGAUGUUUUCCAUGGCCCCUAUGGAAACUUCCUCAUGUGCGAUACUAGUGCCAAAAACCUAGGAUAUAAUGAUAAGUAUGAUUUGAAAAUGGUGGACAUGAGAAAAAUUGUGCCAGAGACAAACCUGAAAGAACUUAUAAAGGAUCGUCACUGUGAGUCUGAUUUGGACUGUGUCUAUGGCACGGAUUGUCGAACUAGCUGUGAUCAGAGUACAAUGAAGUGUACCUCAGAAGUGAUACAACCAAACUUGGCAAAAGCCUGCCAGUUACUCAAAGACUACCUAUUGCGUGGUGCUCCAGUUGAGAUUCGUGAAGAAUUAGAAAAGCAGCUGUAUUCCUGUAUUGCUCUCAAAGUCACAGCAAAUCAAAUGGAAAUGGAACAUUCUUUGAUACUAAAUAACCUAAAAACAUUACUGUGGAAGAAAAUUUCCUACACAAACGACUCUUAGUUCAUUUGGACAUUGUGACCAUUUUAAGAAACUUAGCACUUCAAAAGAAAAAUCUUGAACAUUUUUUCUAAAUGGCUUGAUUCAAAUCCUUGCCAGUUAUCACAAAACUCCUUUCCCCUGAUCCUAAGGAAGCCAUCAUCUUAAAAUACAUGUUGAUUGCUGAAGUAAUGGCAGGAGGUAUAGGAUCAAAAGGUCCAGAAGUAUUAGUUCCUGCCCUUUUAGAAACGCUGGUACAUUUCCUAGUACAUUCACUGUGUAACUAUUUUGACUAAUGACUUAAAAUAAUGCUGUGAAAAGCCUCAUUCCAUAAACAUCAACGGUCAGAGUAUUUUGUAGAUUUGUUAGCCAAAAUAUCAGUGCUGGAAAUUGUGUUUGCAUUUAAGCUGCUGUUUAAAAAAGAAAAUUUAUAAAUUUACUAAUGUCUCAGCAUGGUAAAGUUUGCACAUUAACAGAAAUUAAGACUGCAAAGCAGGUAAAUUAAAAUUACUCCUUUAUAAACAGAUGUUGGGUUAAUAGCAUGGUUUCUUAUAAAUACACUUAACUCAUUUAGACAUCACAUUUUAUGUGGCUUCAGAAAGUUCUGAGUGGCUCUUACCCACCAAAAACCCAUCAGGAAGCAUUCUACUUGGCAAUAUAUAAUUGCCAAUUUUAGAGGCUGAAUAUGGAUGAGUUCAUCAUCCUAGAUUUAAAGGGUCUGUAUCUUAGUAUCAGCCAGCCAACUGGUCUUCAAAACUCUUAUCUUUAGGCCACAGACCUAACGCAGAUAGAUAUACAUAUCUUGAAUCUGAGCUACGGGAAAGUGGGACAUUAAGAGCAGGACAUUAGGGCUUCCCUGGUGGCACAGUGGUUGAGUCUGCCUGCGGAUGCAGGGGACGCGGGUUCGUGCCCCGGUCUGGGAGGAUCCCACAUGCCGCAGAGCGGCUAGGCCCGUGAGCCAUGGCCACUGAGCCUGCACGUCCGGAGCCUGUGCUCCGCAAUGGCAGAGGCCACAGCAGUGAGAGGCCCUCAUACCGCAAAAAAAAAAAAAAAAGGACAUAAACUUCCUAUUAAGAAUUUUCCAUUUUCAAACAGUAUUCCCUAUUGGCCAAAGGACUGUUUCUCAAGAGGCAUGUAAAUAUAUCCAUCUAACACUUUUUCUCAUGUAAACUUGAUAUACAAGGGUUAGUAUUUGCUCCUCUUUUGUGUUUAUUCAGAUCUGGCCUUUCAACUCCAUAAAAUGAAACACCUCUUCUUAUAAUUAAAGAACCAGUAUUUUCUGCUCAAAGGUUUCACCUGGAUAAAUGUGUUAAAAUUAUAUGACCUUCAUUGGACAGCUAUCUCUCAAGAACUAAGGCCAUGGAGUAGCAUCAGUUUCACUUACUUUAAAAUUGUAAACUUUGAAGGUACUUUUUCUUCCAACUCAUUAUGUGGUUACAAUAAAUGAAUGGAAGAAAUAUUUCUAGGGGAAGGUUUGACUGUUGCUUGCCAGACUUUUUAAGGACAGCUGCACAUCAUACAAUUCAAGGGAUAACUCCUGUCAGGAAGAACAGAUGCCCAAGGUAUGAACUUUGAGGCAAUAUUUAAGAUUUUCUGGAAAAAGCUACACUUGGUUUCUGGAAGGAAAAGACUGUCAAUUUCAGGUACUUCCCACAGUUUCAUUAACAAGAGCUUAACACAGAAACAGCUACAUGUUCAAUAAGUUUAUUACUGUCUUUAUCUGAAAAAUCUUCAUAGAAAUUGUGGUUUGGUUUAUUAACUCUCAGCAGCCCGUUCCUGAGCUCUAAGGAAGCUUGCCUUCUUCUGAGCUACCCGAUCUUUCUUCUGGGCAAGUGACAUUUUGGGACGGUUCCACCUAUAGAACAAGGUAAAAAGAAGAGAAAGGGACAUAAAUUUUUAAAACCAUAGCUAAAGAGAAUAGAGAAUAUUUAAGUUUGAAAAAGAUACACUUGUACUGGGACAGAAUGGGCCACCUCGGUAGCAUCCAAGGCUAAUACAUUUCUAUCACCACGAUUACUUUAGCAAACCUGGUUCCCCUCACCUCUGCAACAUCAUGCAGAGCUAGUGAUCGAGUUUGCACAACUUCACUCAGAGUCUGAGCGAGAUGAAACAAGGCAGGAAGCCCUCCCAACCUCUUUCUCUUCAAAAAACAGUAAAACACAUACCUCUUCUUUUUAACUUCUUUCUUAGGCUUCUUCUCAUACACUGGAUUCUCUCGUAUUGCAGCAUGAGCUUUCUUAUACAUCUCCUCCAUCUGAAACAAAGCAAAGCAAACAGUACUUGGUUUCAUUUCAUAUGCCCUAAACAGUAAUAAAACACACUAUUCUACUGCUUGCUCUAUUUUGUCCUUCUAAGCCAGAUUCUCAAAAGGAGCUAAACUAGGUCAAUAUUGGUAUCUUUUUGUAACCCAUCUUUUCCUAAGAAAGUCCUAGUUUUUACCGUAAGCAACAUGAAUUGACACUAUUCACAAAACAUAAUCUUCCUCAAGAAAAAUUUGCAUGUAUUUCUGAAUAAUUCAGCUAUACUUCAUGAGUCACUCAAGUUUAAAGCAAACUGUUUUCUGCAGAAACACAUUUUAUGCUCAUUUAAAACCAUGUGACCUAAAUUCUUUCAUUCAAGUUUGGAUACAUGCCAGUAUUUAAGAUGUUAAGAUGAAAAAUAUAUGGACUAAUAAGCAACUGCCAAAUACAUCUCUGUCCUCCCACGUUCCCCAUAUUUCUAUUUUCCAUUGAUUUCUGAUAGGUCUUUUCAAAAGUUAUUCCCAGGAUCCCAUACCAGGAACCUCUUGAUCUACUACCACAAAUCACCAGUAUCUGGCAGCAGUAUCAGGCCUCUGUGGAUUCAGAAAGAGGCCUGAAAUUUCCCUAGAAAACCGCUAUCCAAUUAGAAACAUUAAUGAGAAUUUUGUUCUAAAAUUCAACAAAAAACAAUGCUGCAACUCUCUGAAGUGUUUCAAUACCCACCCCCCGCAAAUGACUAUUGAUCACAUGGAAGAUCAAGGCAUGAAGAGCAACUGUAAAAUGUGUGAAAUUCAGUAACAAUUACAGCCUUCCUGAAGAAUGAGUCAAGGUAAUCCAGGACUCUAAAACUACUCAUUCCAUAUGAGGAAAAUGCAAUUACUGGGCUUCCCUGGUGGCUCAGUGGUCUAGAAUCCGCCUGCCAAUGCAGGGGACACGGGUUCAAGCCCUGGUCUGGGAAGAUCCCACAUCCCGCAGAGCAACUAAGCCUGUGUGCCCCAACUAAGGAGCCUGUGCUCUAGAGCCCAACAGCCACAACUACUGAAGCCCACACACCUAGAGCCCGUGCUCCGCAACGAGAAGCCACCACAGUGAGAAGCAUGCACACCACAAGGAAGAGUAGCCCCCGCUCUCUGCAACUAGAGAAAGCCCGUGUGCAGCUACGAAGACCCAACGCAGCCAAAAAUAAAUUAAUUUUUUAAAUGCAAUUACUACAUGCAUUUGUACAAAGCUCAUUAGCAAAGGAAAAUGUAAAAACAGAAAGUGAUCUUUCCCUCAAUUAUAACUCUAUUUUAAAAAUAAUUUUCAGACAUAGGUAUGCCAAAUACAAACUAUGCAGCAAUAGAAAAGAACCUAAUAAAAACAAUUACUUGACAUGUAUCAAUUUACAUAUAAUUCUAUAUUUGUAAUAGGUUUGUAAUAAUCUGUCAUUUUUGUGUUCUAUGCCUUCACUAUUGAAACUGGCACUGUCAUCAUCAAUUACCUCAAUGUAUUAACAGAGAGAGCCCUGAGACUCAACUUUAGGGGUGAUAAACUUUGCAACAUUAAACUGACUUUUGAAAACACAGGUCCCUUCACUUUUGCAACAUCACACAGAACUAGUGAUAGAAUCUGUACAUCUCCCUUUUUGUGUGCAUGCCUGAGACAUUCAGAAAGUCCAGAACAUAGCACUUAUCUGCUAAGAUGAAGAAAGAACCUUUUUCCCCCAUGACCUCAAAAUGAGUGAAGUUUGGUAACUAGCACCUUGUAUUGGAUUAUGACCACAUGAAUGAAAUUUAUAAAUACAGAACAGCCAAAUGCAUAAAAGCCACCAAAGGCUUUAGAUUUGGAUGCCUGAAGCCUGCCAUCCUUCAGCAUCUACAAGAUUCCUAAAAGCACGUUGACAAGUCCGGCUCCUCAUAACAGUAUCCUGUCUGACUUUUAACCUACCCUAGGUCCAACAUCCCAAUUUCAUUUUAACAUGCCCAUAUUCAACUUUUAACUGUUAACCUGAAAUAAAACUGUAUUAACAUACCCACUCAAAACAGGUAGGAAACCUGGUUGUAUAAAUUUACCAAUACAGGUAUUUUUAGUUAAAUUUUUACCAUGUCUGGAGUUACGUUGUUCUUUAUGUAUUGAGAGAAUUGUUUUUUGUAAGCAUCUUCAUCUUCUUCAAUCAGGUAACGCAUAUAAUCUGCAACAUUCUGCCCCAUGAUGUGCUUUCGGUGUACCUCAGCAUUGAAUUCUUUGCUUUCUGAAUCAUAACCAGGGAACCGUUUGGUACUGAAAUAAAGUUUUCCAUGUUUUAGUA